Manis javanica (Malayan pangolin) is the source of this 3066-nucleotide messenger RNA. RefSeq names its product basic helix-loop-helix family member a15 (gene BHLHA15). Lineage: Eukaryota; Metazoa; Chordata; Mammalia; Pholidota; Manidae. The record is from RefSeq and is a predicted model, not a curated record. Gene Ontology annotation, biological process: axon development; positive regulation of transcription by RNA polymerase II; sensory organ development. Gene Ontology annotation, molecular function: E-box binding; DNA-binding transcription factor activity, RNA polymerase II-specific; protein dimerization activity. Gene Ontology annotation, cellular component: nucleus.
GUCCCCGCCCCGCCCCCGCGCGCGCCCCGCCCCGCGGCUCAUUUACAUGCGGCCGCGGCCCCGCCCGGGCGGCUAAAGCGACGUGUCCUUGUCCCCCGUGGGCAGCCCCGGCGCGUGCGGCCGCGGAUCCCCAGCUCCAAGGGCCUCCCCUCAGAGCCCCUAGCCCUGGGACCACCAGUCUGGAGCCAUGAAGACCAAGAACCGGCCCCCCAGGCGCCGGGCGCCACCACAGGACACAGCUGCCAGCCCAGGGGAGCAGACACCCGACCGUCCCCAGCCGGGCUCGGGGCCGGAGCCGCCCAAGUCUCUGCGGAGCAGGGCGGCGCGGGGGCAGGGCGCGCGGGCCGAGGGCGGGCGCCGGCGGCCAGGCAGCCGGCGAGAAAGCACCGUCCAGCGGCGGCUGGAGAGCAACGAGCGCGAGCGGCAGCGCAUGCACAAGCUGAACAACGCCUUCCAGGCGCUGCGCGAGGCCAUCCCGCACGUGCGGGCCGACAGGAAGCUCUCCAAGAUCGAGACGCUCACGCUGGCCAAGAACUACAUCAAGUCGCUGACCGCCACCAUCCUGGCCAUGUCCAGCGGCCGCCUGCCAGGCCUGGACGGGCCAGGCCCCAAGCUCUACCAGCACUACCAGCAGCAGCAGGCAGCCGGGGCUGCACUCGGAGCCAUCGAGGCCCAGCCGGAGGGCCACCUGCAGAAGUACUCCACGCAGAUCCACAGCUUCCGGGAGGGCUCGUAGCGCCCAGCCCCGGGGUCAGCAGCAGCCCGGCCCGCUCAUCAUGGCCCUGGGCCCUCCGUGCCGACAGCCCCAGAUGGGUGGGGACACCUCAUGUGGACGUGGCCAGUGUGGUUGCACUUUCCCUGAACACUCAGCCGCCUCCCUGGAGCACGUCCCGGACCCCGGGGUCCAGUCUAGGCCCUGGCUCUGGGCAGCGUGAGGCCCCAACCUCUGCAGGGGGCCCAGGACCCACUCUGAUUGCCCAGGCAGGAGCCGACGGGUCUUCAGAUUCUCUUCACUCCUAACUCCCUCCGGAGGCAAGGGACAUUCCAGGAAAAGGUUUCUUUGGUAAGUUUCCCCGGGUACGCUGAGGCCCAGACCCGGGAAGGGACCUCCUUCAACCUGUGUCGUAGCCGCCUCACUCCAGGUAAACUGAGGCACGGAGCAAGCCAAGCCCGCGGCCAUCUCGGGGUGGCUGAGUCUAGAUGACUGAAAAAUCUUGCUCAGCAUGUCAGAUAGAAACCCUGAUCAGAUUACCUCAGAUGAAUUCUAAAGGGACCUUGGUGGGAAGAGAGGCCGGGAUCUUCCCCUUCCAGCUCCGGGUGGGGGCUCCUGACCUGGGAGGGUCUGGGCCUGGCACCGAGGGGGUGGGGGCCAGGGCAGGGCUGGGCGGGGAGGUGCUGCCGGGCCCUGGCCCCCAGGACGGGCCCAUCCCCAUGCCUUCCUCAGGGUUCCACCCAUGUGUGCUGCUCUGUCACAUUGGUCACUGACACGCCUGGACAUACAACUGGCAAAUGGCGGUCUGACAGGGCUGUAGGGUGUUCUUAGGUCUUGGCUGGAGUGGGCGGCCCUGAAGGAUGGAGCCAGGGCUGCAGGAGCUCUCCUCCCCCACGCUGCUGCUCCUGGAGGCGCAGCGGGCCGCUUGGCAGGUACCCUGCACAGGGCCUGGCUUCCUGCUGUGGGGUUCCUGCCCUGCUGGCUCCGACAGGCUUGGCGACUUUCUCUCAACCCCCGCUGGCAUCUCCCCUGCCGUGUCCCUCUGCCCACAGCCAGUAUGGGGAGGGGACAGGGCCCUUGGCAGCCUCAGGCAGGAACCCGAGUGACAGCGACUGAGGUGAGGGUGGAGUUGGCCUGGCAGGUGGGGCCAGUGCCCAGACCAAGAGCUGUCCCAGGAGCCCUCGGGGGCCAGGCCCCUCCUGGGGCCCUGGGGGUGGGGGCUGAGCCAGGCUGGGAGCAGGCUGCCACAGCCGAGGGCCCCCGCCCCACGUGUGGCCUACCUCCCAGGCCAGGGUAUCCCAGCUCCAGCCACUAGAUGUGCCGCUGGGCUUAGGGUCAGCCUUGGUUGUGUCGGGUAGCAGGGGGCACCCCUCAGAAUGGCCAGGAGCUGCUUCAGUCCAAUCUUUUCAGGUCAGACACUGGCUGGACCCUCCCCAGGUCCCAAAGCCAGGUCCUCUGGAAGGUGGGCCCAGGAGGCCUGGUCUGGUCCAGGCCCCAUCCUCCUAGCUGCCUUUGAACACGGGUCAGGUGGGGACCCCAGGCACUCGCGGCCUGCCCCUCAGGGACAGUCUCUCAGGAAGGCCAGGAGACAAUCCAUCAGGAGGGCCACUCCAAGCCAGGGACAGUGGGGCCCACAUGUCCCCUGCUGCGGGUGGCCUGCCGGCUGGGACACAACCAUACAAACCUGGGGACUGUUGUUUCGGCCAAGCCAAGGCCAGAGCAGGGCUCCGUGCACCCCUGAGCUUGCUGAACCAACUCACAAACUGAGCCAAAAGCUGCAGGAGGGGUGCCCAGCAGGUUGUCCUGAGAACCAUGCCUGAUGACCAGGGGCAGCAGGAGGGCCUGGGGGCUACCACCUUGCAGGAGUGGCCUUCAGGGCUCUUUUGGUCCCAAACUGGCACCUGCAUGCCCUCUGCUUCUCAGAGGGUGACCUGGGCCCAGAGGUCCAGACCCUCUUCAUCUGAGGCAGGUGGGCAGCUGCAUACCCCUGCGGGCGCAUCGCAGGGAAGCCUUAAAGGUCCCAGCCAAGUUUCAGCGUGUUAAAUAUGGCGGUGGGAGGUGAGGGGACAGGUCUGGUGAUGGGCUGCUGAGGCCUGCUGCCAGGUCUGCUCCCUCGACCCUCGUCUCGGACCCCUCUGUCCUCCAAGGCGUCCUAUGUCAGAGACACACUCUCUGAGCCCUGGUUGCCUGGGACACACCUGCCUGCAGACCAGACCUGAGUGAGCUCUGGACACAGAUUCCCACGGACUUAAGCUGAGAAACCAGACCUGGGCUUCUUCUGUCUGGGAAAACCUACCAGGAACUGGGUGCCCAGCCCAGCUGUAAUUGUGAAUAAUAAUAAUUGUUUUAAAUGA